Molecule: messenger RNA, 1257 nt
Organism: Fusarium musae
Lineage: Eukaryota; Fungi; Ascomycota; Sordariomycetes; Hypocreales; Nectriaceae
Exons: 4
Coding region: 1-1257 (418 amino acids)
Biological process (GO): proteolysis
Molecular function (GO): aspartic-type endopeptidase activity
Source: RefSeq, a predicted model, not a curated record
AUGAGGAGCCUGGCUUUUCUUGCUGUGCUCUUGGUAGUCAGCAUUGCUUCUGCUGCUGCUGCUGCCACUCCUCAGCACAAAGCUCGCAAGGGCUUUUCUCUUGAGGCUACAAAGAACUCGAAUUCCAAGCCCGAUUUCGUUCGAGAAUGGGUCGCAGCUCAUCAGAAAUGGGGCAAGGGUGUCUCCCCAGAGACUUUGUCUGCAUUCUCGCUUCUUGAUGACGAUGGUCGUGUCGAUGUGAAGCCCCUUGGGGCAGAUGAAAUCUACAUCGCCGACGUCAAAGUUGGAAAUCCGCCUCAGACUCUCAAGAUGGCCCUCGACACUGGCUCUGCAGACUUGUGGGUGCAAUCUACUGACACAAUCUAUCGAGCCAACCCUGAAGGUCCUUGGGCUCCUCGAUACAAGCCCAACUCUUCCAAGACAUCUCGCCGACUUCGCGAUGCCGAAUGGGAAGUCGAGUAUGUUGACGGAACUCAUGCUAAUGGCAUCGUCUACCUCGAUACCGUCCGCCUGGGAGAUUUUGAACUCAAUAAUACUGCCAUCCAGUCUGCCCAGAUCGUUGCUCCUCGCUUCGAGCGUGAAACUGAACUCACAGGCAUCUUGGGCCUUGCCAAGUCUCUUCCAAGCAACAUCGAUCCUCCGACUCCGUCUCUCCUUGAUAAACUUCGUCCUCUACUGGCUGAUCCGGUUUUUACUGUUGACAUGCGUCGAAAUGCGACAGGUCGCUUCGAUUUCGGUUACAUUGACGAGAGCCGUGCCAAGGACAACAUUUCAUGGAUGGCCACACGGGAGGAUAGCCCCCAUUGGGACAUCACAUUCGAUACAACAGCCUGGACCGGCCUUCGUCAAGUCUGGAUGGCUCACACCUUUGAGGCUACUAUCGACACGGGAACUACACUGCUCUUUUUGCCCGGGGAUCUGGCCAGUAUGUACUGGUACGACGUUCCAGACAUGCGUGUUGAUCCCCGUCUCGGCGACUCGUUCACGUUCCCUUGCAAGUUUUCCAACGAUCUUCCACACCUGAUGUUCAAGGUGCCAGGCACCGAGCACGUUCUGAGGAUUCCUGGGCCGUACCUCAGCUACAGCACAACCGACAACGAUUCGGACUACUGCUGGGGCGGUUUGCAGAGUGCAGAGAGCUUGGGUGUAACCAUCAUUGGCGAUAUUGCGCUCAAGGCCUUGUAUGUUGCAUUUGAUCUCGAGAACAACAAAGUCGGGUUUGCCAACAAGGAUCUCGAUGAUAUUGAUGAUUGGUAG